AUGAACGUUACCUCAGACAUUGUACCCGAGGUACAGCCGGGUGUGUUUAUUCAUAACUCAUAUACAAUUUUGAGUAAUUUCGAGUCUGCUAAUCUCGCUCGAGUGAAAUAUGUCAGCAAACAGAUUCCUGGCAUUGACGAAGAUUUGGAAUUUCAUUUUUGGACAAACCCAGACUGUGGUGGCACAGAGUUUGAAUGCAACUACAAGUCAUGGUUCUACUUUGCCUUAAAAGGAGGUACUCCUGGUAUGCAUGUAAGAUUAAAUAUAGUGAGUUCAAAUAAUCAAAGUAAAAUGUAUAGUCAAGGCAUGACUCCCGUAUUUAAAGUUGAUUUAGGAAAAUCAGAUAAAUCAAAUGAAAGAUUUUGUAAAGCAUCGUGGUCAAGAAUAAAAGAAAUACCAACUUAUCAGAUUAACAAUAAUCAAGAAUUUGUAUUGAGUUUUAGUCAUCGUUCUUUAAAAAAUACUGAAGCUACAACAUAUUAUGCUUUUACUUAUCCUUACACUUACUCUGAAUUAUGUAACAGUUUAAGUUUUUAUGAAAAUCAAUUUCCAUUAUCAUCAGAUUUAAGAGAAAACAAUGAGACAGACAUUUAUUUUUAUCGAGAAACUAUUGUAAAAUCCUUAGAAAAUCGGUCUGUGGAUUUAUUAACUAUUAGUUCCUUCAAAGGUAUAUCAGAAGAAAGAGAAUGCCGUUUAUUUGGAUUAUUUCCAGAGGAAAAACCUAGGUCAUAUGUUUUCAAAAAUAAAAAGGUUAUAAUUAUGAGUGCUAGAGUUCAUCCAGGUGAAACACCUUCUAGUUUUGUGAUGAAUGGUUUGAUAAAAUAUUUAGUUAGUAAAGAUGAACAAGCUAAUAUACUACGCCAAAAUUAUGUUUUUAAACUAAUUCCUAUGCUAAAUCCAGAUGGAGUAGCUAGAGGAUUUUAUCGUACAGAUACUAGAGGUUGUAAUCUCAACAGAUUUUAUCUAAAACCAUCUUUGAAACUUCAUCCAUCUAUUUAUGCAGCCAGAUCAUUGAUCUUGUAUCAUCACUUUGGAUAUGAAUUACGAGAUGAAUUAAUUGAAGAAAAUUCUACAUCAAUUUUUUGUAGUUCAUCGGAUAAUAAUGCUGAAUUAAAUACUAAAAUGAAACCAACAAUUUUAAACAAUGAUGUAGAUUCAUUAAAUGUCUUAUUAAAGAAGAGUCAAUCAUGUACAGCUGAUUGUUUUACAAACAAAGGCCUUGACUCAGGAUUAUAUUUAUAUGUUGAUUUUCAUGGCCAUGCAUCCAAAAAAGGGAUAUUUAUGUAUGGAAAUAAUUUUGACAACAUAGUUGAUAACAUUGAAUGUAUGGUUUAUCCCACACUUAUGACUAUAAACAAUCAAAACUUUCAUUACACUUCUUGUAAUUUCAGCAAACGUAAUAUGUAUUCUAAGGAUAAGAAAUUUGGUCUAAGUAAAGAAGGAAGUGGUCGAGUAGCUGUUCUUAAAUAUACAGGUCUUAUACGUAGUUACACAUUAGAAUGUAACUACAAUACUGGCAGAUUUGUUAACUACAUUCCUCCUAAAGUACAUUUUGUUUCUGAAAAAAGACCUAUUCAAAGUGUUAUUCCUCCUAAAUUUACACCAACCGUUUUUGAACAGGUUGGAAAAUCAUUGGCAAUUUCAAUUUUGGAUUUAUCAAAUUUAAAUCCUAACAGUCGACUAGAUAGCAGUGAAUUUAAAUCAUUAGCAGGAUUAAGGGAGUUGUUACGUUCAAAUAUUGUUAAUGAUUGUAGUCGUAAUCGCCGAUUAGGAUCUAAAUCUACCAGCAGCAUAAAUGUUGAUACACCAAUUACAACAAAACAAAUAAAGAAAUCUUCAAUAUCAUAUGAUCUGAUGAAUCCGUCUACAUCCAAAUUAUUGCAACCCAUUAUGACUAUUGCUGUGGCACCAAAAAGCAAAUCAGUCUCACUCCGUAAAACUAUUAAAAAAAGUGGAAUAUUAAAAAAAAAUCAAAAAAAACGUAAAAUGACUCCAAGUAAACAAAAAGCAGUUGCAAAUACUUCAGAUAAUAUAAUAUUUUCUAUUCAUAAUUGUCCUUAGUAUAGAUCAUUAAGAUUAACAUAAUAUAAAUUAUUUCUUAAAAAAAAAUUAAGGCAGUUAAAAAUUUGUCGACGUUUUUUAGAUGCAUGACUAUGAAAAUCAACAUUUAAUAAGGCCUCUUAGUAAAAAGUCAGUUGAACAGUUCUUUUUUAUAAAUACAUUUAACAAAACUAAAUUAUUAUUUAAAAUUGUUGGUUUCUUUUUAGUUUAUUCGAUAUAUUAUAUAAAAAAAUAUUAUUACAACUUUACAAGCAAGUAUUUGAUUUUAGUAUUUAAUUUAUCAUAAUUUCUAGAUGCAUUAGAAAAGUUUAUGUCAAAUUUGUUGUGCCCAAUACAUUUACAUUGAUGUUUCAAUUAGAUCGCCUCACAAUUCAUAUCCAAUAUGAUGAUCUAAAAUCUAAUAUAAUGAUUUAAAGUUAUGGUAUUUAAAAAAUAAUUGAUGUUAUACCGUUGCAAAAUUUAAGUAAACUGUGGAAAAAAAAUAAAUAACCAAUUAAUUUACCUAGACCAACAUUAAUUAUAUGAUGUAAAUGGACUACUACCACUACUGCUACAUAAUACCGUACUCUUAAAAUAUUUAUUAAUAUUUUGUGUUUGUAUAAAUCAAUAUAAUUAUAUAUUAAGGACUUAAAUUUAAUUAGGUGCUAUACUGAUUUAUGAUCUAUUUAAGAUUAUUUAUAAUUUUUUUAAUUAUAUCUUAAAUAUCCUAAUGUUUUUUUCAUUCUUAAAAGUUUCCUGAA
Molecule: messenger RNA, 2801 nt
Organism: Rhopalosiphum maidis (corn leaf aphid)
Lineage: Eukaryota; Metazoa; Arthropoda; Insecta; Hemiptera; Aphididae
Product: cytosolic carboxypeptidase-like protein 5
Exons: 11
Coding region: 1-2061 (686 amino acids)
Biological process (GO): proteolysis; protein deglutamylation
Molecular function (GO): zinc ion binding; metallocarboxypeptidase activity
Source: RefSeq, a predicted model, not a curated record